Molecule: messenger RNA, 1995 nt
Organism: Liolophura sinensis
Lineage: Eukaryota; Metazoa; Mollusca; Polyplacophora; Chitonida; Chitonidae
Product: protein C12orf4 homolog
Exons: 13
Coding region: 126-1772 (548 amino acids)
Cellular component (GO): cytoplasm
Source: RefSeq, a predicted model, not a curated record
AUGGCGUCCGACCGGGUGAACGUUACGGACUUCACACUGAAAUAAGCAUGUUUUCUGUUAAUAUUGAUUAAUCUUGGGCUUUAUAUCUUUGUUGAAAACUUUUCACCUUCAACACUAGCAGAAACAUGCCUGUCUCAACAGAGAAGGAUUUUGUGUUUAAGUUCAGUUCCAAAGGAUUGGAUUCCAAGCUAACUAUCCCAGUGAUGAUACCUCUACGUCAGCCUGUUAGCGACUUGGUGGGACGUUUGAUUAAAGCACAUAAUCUGCCUUGUUAUGUUGAGGAUGAGCUGACGCAAUCUUUAGCGGACUUUGUAUCCAAAGAAACCAGCAGACUACAUGAUAAAAAUGCCAUGGAUGUCAUCAAUAAAGUGAAGACUGGAGAAGUGAAUGUGGACCAACUUGUGGAGAAAUGGACCAAAACUUUCUCAGAGGAAGUCAAAGAUUUUGCUGAGCCAGAAGAAGUGACAAAUGAGCAAGUGUUCAGCGAUGUCUACCACACCCUCAUCCACUCUCCAGCAUUGGAGACACUCCUUAAUCUUGAACAUACAUACGCUUUAUCCAUGGAAGAUCUCAUAGAACAGAGAGAUAAAGAUCUUCAACAUUUGGAAGAAAGACAGAGUGUUGAGAUGGAAGAGGCUGUUCAGAGUGUGGGCUCUACCUACACAGAUGAUCAGAUAAACCAGCUGGCUCAGAGACACUUUGACAACACACAGCUGAUCAGCAGUAAGUGGGCCAGUGAGCUAAGCAAUCUGCAGGAGUUACAGAAGCGUGAAUACAGAGAGUGGGUGAUGAAGGUGCAUGAGGACACCCAGGCCAACACAACAGCACCAGGAUAUGUUCAACGAGUUCGUACCCUAACCAACAGUAUGCCAGAAGCAGAGGCUGAUGAGAGACAGGGGCAGACAUCUUAUAGACUGGAGGAAAGUUUUACCAUUCAUCUAGGAGCUCAAAUGAAGACAACUCACAAUCUCCGUCUACUGUGUAUGGAUGUACUAGAUCUUUGUAGACACCAAGCAGUUACUAUUGGCGGUGUGAUGGUGCCCCAGCCACAAAGACUACAGACAGCCAUGUCCCUGUACUCUAACUCUCUGUGUGGUCUUGUCCUCCUGGUGGAUAACAGGCUCAACACCUACACAGGACUCAAGAGAGCAUUUAACCGCGUGUGUGAACAGUCAUCAGAUUUCCACUUCCCUGACCUGGAGAAACAGCUGCAGAAUGUAGAGCAGCAGGUGAUACGAGCGAAUGACUGGAGACAACAGCAGCGACUAUCAGAGGAAGGGGACAAGAUCAGUGUGCAGAGCAGCGGCAGUAGUUCUAGUGACGGUCAGGAUAAAAGUAGUCGACUGUACACAGGAGAUUUCUACAUAACACGCCAUUCCAACUUGUCAGAGGUGUCUGUGAUAUUCCAUCUGGUGACAGACGACAGCGUGAGGUCCUCAGACAUCUCUUCUCGUCACCCAGUCAUCCUUUCUCUUCGCAAUAUUCUGAAGGCCUGCUUCAGAUACGACAUUCACACCCUUACCAUCCCUCUCCUCCUCACACACGAGAUGUCUGAGGAAAUGACCAUUCCUUGGUGCCUAAAGAGGGCAGAGCUGGUGUUCAAAUGCAUGAAGGGUUUCAUGAUGGAGAUGGCUACAUGGGGAGGGCAGGAGAGCAGGACGAUACAGUUCUUAGUGCCUCAGGGUUUAUCAGAGGAGAUGUUUGGCACCAUCAGCACCAUGCUGCCUCAGAUAUUCAGACUGUCUAACCCCGUCGUAGUCAAGUCCUCUUAGAUGAAUCCAUGCAGCCUCUAAAGUUAUGCUCACGCCAAAACUGCACAGCAGACUACACGAUACAGAAACAGUCAUGCAUUCAUGCACUUUGGCAUAUUUUGUCAUGCCAUUUACAACUGAAUUGAAUGGAAAGACCAGUUGAGAUGAGGGUGACAGAAAACAGUUUAGAUUUAACACUGAACUGCUGAGAGGUAGUCAAGAUCUAGAUUGGGUUGCCCCCCUC